AUGGAAAAACUAAACUCGGAAGAUGGCCAGCUUUUCAUCAAGAACCUUGCCAGUUUCGUGCGCACUCAUGAGAAGGCGUUGGCCAACGCCCUGCAACUGAGACGCCAGUCUGCACCCUCGGCUGGCUAUGCCUCUACUUCGUCUACACUUGCUGCGGCUCUGUCUUUUGGCGCCCUCAAAUUCACCUCGCAUAAUGUUAAGCCCGCUAAGCUCACCCUAACCCCACACCACCUCUUCUACCUGCUCUCGCAGUUUGAGGAGCUCUCUAUUCCUGUCGGCUCCAUGAACGUCCGCCUGCAGAACAUCCACAAUGACUCAUCUUCGGCCUAUGUCUCGUUUCUCAACCAGCCGCGUCGCUCCCGUGGUGAUCGCGACUCCAUUCAUUCCGUCUCUAGUGUUCGCAGCGUCAUGUCCGGCAUGGGCUCCCUGUGGUCUUCCUUUGGCAUCGGCUCCAAGGAUGCUUCCAAAUCCGAAAAGGCCAAGGCCGCUUUGGACACUGACCUCAAAUACCUGUAUUCUGCCUUUACUAAAAUCCCAUGCCUGCGUCUGGCCCCUGACCACCGAGCCCGUCUCAUCCGAGGAUACGAGGAAUUCCCGUUGGACACUGCCGUCCCGCUCCACGCCUUCAAGAACUUGAGUGCUCUAGAAAUCAUCGAUAUCGACUAUCGAUCUUUCUACGGAUGGGACCGACUCUCCGAGCAGCUACGCACUUUGACCUUGAAACGAGCUCAUCUCGAAGACCCGGCUGAUCUUUUGACCAAGGUUGUUCUGGACGACAUUGACAAGCGCCGACGACGACCCUCCAGGUCACAGGCUUCCCCGGUGCUCGGAGGAAGUGGACCACAGCCAGUGUGCAAGCAUGAACCCAGGGUUCCAAGUUCCGCGCCGGGAUCGCCCGCGCCUGAUUCAAGCCUCGGUUCCAGUACCAGUCCCAAAGCCGUGCCAAUGAUUCGAGGAGCUUCCGACGGAGAACGUGGACACCGACGCGCUGGAAGCUACUCACCUACGCGACCCCCGACGGCAAGACAGACCCGUCAUUCUCGUGCCUACUCAGUCAACAAGCUGGGGCGAUCUGGCUCUGGAAGUUCUCAAAACUCGAGCGAGGUAUCCCUACCUGCCAAUCGCAGCUCAUCCAAUCUGUUGACCGGAGUGCUGCCCGCCACUAAGUGGCGAUUUCUCCGGCAUCUAGGACUAGCUGAUAACUCGUUAACAAGCAUAUCCGCAAACAGCUUCACUCCAGUAGCCAACACCCUUCAUUCCUUGGACUUGUCGUCGAACCUGUUCACUCAGGUUCCCGAGAGUCUCGCGUCGCUGGUCGCCCUGCGAGCGCUCAACUUGUCCAACUGCAUGAUCGACUCGUUGCGAUCGAUUGCAAAGAACCCACUGCCAGCCAUCACUGCUCUGAAUCUUCGAGGAAACCGCUUGUCAUCCCUUGCCGGGAUCGAACGGCUCCUCUCCCUUGAACGCCUGGAUCUGCGAGACAACGACUUGACCGACCCCACCGAACUCGCCCGACUGACUGGUCUCCCUGAGAUACGAGAGAUCUGGAUAUCGGGAAAUCCUUUUACUAAAACCCACAGCGGACACCGAGUUACCAUUUUCAAUCUGUUCCGCAGCACGCCCGGAUACGCCGAAGACAUCAUCAUUGAUGCCUCGGGCCCAGGAUAUAGCGAGCGCAAGCAGUUGGUUGAACGUGCUGCUGAGCGUGAGUCUGCGCCUGUUAUUCGCUCUGUUGAGCCUGAAUUGGAGAGGACGGUAAGCCGAGCGCCGGCUCCAACUCCAUCCAUCAAGCAGGUCGACCGAGUGGAAGGGUCAGAGCGGCGAAAAAAAAACUCCCGCCGGCGGAUCGUUGAUGCCUCCGGCGAACCAUCUAUAACUGGAAAUGGUGUUGAUCCUUUUCAGAGCAAUAUAAUAACCGGGACGCCGUUCACAGAUCCCUUUACAGAAGCUAGUGACAAAGCUUCUAAGAAACCAAACGCGAUAGCAAGCGUUGAGCCGGUGAAGAAGGCCGCUGUUCCCCUUCCUCACAAAGACAAGCCGUUGCCUGUCAUUCCCGACCUUGACUGGCAUGCCACAGGCGAUGCCUACCGUCAAAAGCUAGAAGCCCUCCGACAAGAUGUUGGCAGCAGCAGUGCCUGGCUCGGUGUCCUGAGCGAUGAGACUUGGCGACAGCCAACUGUUUCAGUGCCUCGCACCGGAACGGGUUUCGAUACACCCAUGAUGCGACCUACCGCUAUGAAUAGGCCUGGGAGCCAAAUGAUUAUGAGCGGGCAGACUUUGAGUUGA
This is a messenger RNA of Talaromyces rugulosus, 2286 nucleotides long. RefSeq lists its product as uncharacterized. The record is from RefSeq and is a predicted model, not a curated record. Gene Ontology annotation, molecular function: protein kinase binding. Gene Ontology annotation, cellular component: cytoplasm. The transcript is spliced from 2 exons. Lineage: Eukaryota; Fungi; Ascomycota; Eurotiomycetes; Eurotiales; Trichocomaceae. Bases 1 to 2286 code for a protein of 761 amino acids.